CAUGCCCUCAAUAUGAUCAAUAUCAAACUUAAUGCUACAUAUGGUAAAAACUUUAAAGAAAAAGGGGAAAAGUAGGCAUAUAUUUUCCAACCCAACAUAAAAAAAUUAUUAAUCUGAUAAAUAUAGAUAGUACAAAUAUAGAAUUACCAGACUCUAAAUUAACUUGAUCAACCCGUUUGACAUAUUGAAUUACCCAACUCUAAAAAAAGGGGAAAAGUAGGUAUAUAUAUUCCAACCAAAAAAAAAAAAAAACUAAUAUAUACAUGUAGUACAAAUAUCGAAUUAUCCGACUCUAAAUUAACUUGAUUGGCUAGUUUGACAUUGAAUUACCCGACUCUAAAUUAACUUGAUUAACCCGUUUGACAUAUCGAGUAAAAAUGAUUCAUACCCAUCCUCAUAACUCACAAGUCCUUAACUUUACAACUUACAAGGCCACAAAUCCACAAUAAGAUGAGAUCUAAGAGGAGGCCCAAACCAAUGGUGCAAAUAACUGCAAGCCCAAAAGUUGACUUUUCAAAGAUACAACUUUAAGAGUGAGCAACAAUUAACAAGACAUCUUUAUCAAAAAAAAAAAAAAAAAAAAAAAAAAAAAAAAAAACAAAAACAAAAAACAAGACAUCGUCUUCCCCAAUUGCAUUAUCAGUUCUACUCCCAAAUUCUGAAAUUCCCAAUUUCCGAAGAAGAGAGAGAAAAAAAUUAGGGUUCUUAUUUCAGCAGCAGCAGAAUAAUCGAAUGGUAGUAGAGAAAAUGCAGAAAGCAUUGCGGGCAUAUGCUGAGGUACUGAGGUUAAUUAGGCGUCUUCCCAAAGAUACUCGCUCUUAUUAUGCUAAGUAUGCUCGCGAAAAUUUCGUCAAUUACAGAGAAGUUGAUGCUGCUGAUUCCGCCGCCAUUGAUGAACUUCUUAAUCGCACUUAUACUCAUUCUGUUUGGGUUCUUCACAAGUAUUCUGUGAAUGAAGGUGCGGCGGAGAAGCUGAAGAAUGUUUGUUCUACACAGUGAAAGAUCAGUACGCUUUCCCCACUUUUCUUUCGUUUUAGGUGUUGCGUGAUUGGGUUACAAAUUAAAAAGUUUGAUUUUUUGCAUGUUUUUGUGAUGAUUCGGAAUUUGUUUUAAUUUGAUCAUUGAAUUAAGUUCAAUUGUGUUGGAUUGGAAAUGUUGGAUUAGUGAUUGAUAUCAACUUUGUCAUUUUGAUUAUUCAGGCAUGUAAGAUGUUUUAGCUAACUGCUGUUAUUAUUAAGCUUUGUGCUUUAAGAGUUGGACUUGCUGUUGCUCUGUAUGAAUAUGCGCGAUCUGUCUAGUGAUAGAUCUCUCUUGCAAUAGUGUGUUUUUCUGUGUCUUUUUAAAUGUUGGAUUGUGAAAGUAUAUAUUAUACCGGA
This is a messenger RNA of Chenopodium quinoa (quinoa), 1376 nucleotides long. Its product is annotated as LYR motif-containing protein At3g19508-like. The transcript is spliced from 2 exons. Bases 733 to 999 code for a protein of 88 amino acids. The record is from RefSeq and is a predicted model, not a curated record. NCBI's taxonomy places the organism in Eukaryota, Viridiplantae, Streptophyta, Magnoliopsida, Caryophyllales, Amaranthaceae.